Folsomia candida is the source of this 2734-nucleotide messenger RNA. Its product is annotated as dipeptidyl peptidase 4. The transcript has 16 exons. Gene Ontology annotation, molecular function: serine-type peptidase activity; dipeptidyl-peptidase activity. The record is from RefSeq and is a predicted model, not a curated record. Gene Ontology annotation, biological process: proteolysis. The coding region runs from base 100 to 2601 and encodes 833 amino acids. NCBI's taxonomy places the organism in Eukaryota, Metazoa, Arthropoda, Collembola, Entomobryomorpha, Isotomidae.
AGUAAUAAGUAAAAUGUACUCAAUUUUUUACGCCUUAUUCCAAUUAAUCAAAGCUACCUCGUUAGUUGGACUGCUGCGAAAAAUCUGUCUGGCUACAAGAUGACGCAAAAAUUCAUAUUUUUCGCACAUUUCCUUGCGAAUUUUGUGCUCCUUUUAAAUGCUCAAGAUCCAGUUAAGGAGCCGAUUACCCUAAACGACUUUUUAACGGGGACCCUGUCCGCGGGGGGAUUUGGGGGGUCGUGGGUACCAGGCUCAGAUGACACUCUUCGCGUAAUUUCGGGAAACAACAUCUGGGAGUAUGACCUCGAUACGAAGCAGAACAGAUCGGUCGUCACCAGUUCGCAAUUUACGGAAAGAUUUGGUACUCAAAGUUUGGGACUGUCCGUGUCGAAGGAUAACGCAUUCAUCUUAAUUGAACAUAGUAGACGACAGCUCUGGCGUCACUCCUAUCUCGCCAAGUACGACGUGCUCGAGCUGGCAACAAACCAGUUCAGCGUCAUCCAACCUACCGGAUUUGAAAACGACCCGCAGAUCGAGUUGCAGCUCGUCGUGUGGGACGCGAGUGGUCACGGGGUCGCUUUCGUCUACGGUAACAACGUGUACUACAAGGCAGCGCAUGGGGCGGGUCAGGCGGCCGUGCAGAUCACGCAGGAUGGUGGAGAUGCCAUCUUCAACGGGAUUUCUGACUGGGUGUAUGAAGAGGAAAUGUACGGAAGUCCGGUGGCCAUGUGGUUUUCUACGGACAGCUCGAGCCUCGCCUUCGUCCGGUUUGACGACUCCGGCGUCGACUUUUUCCAGUGGCCGCUCUACGGAGAACCCGGCGUGAGGGAGACCGUCUACCCGGUCUAUGAACCACUCCGAUACCCAAAGGCCGGACGCGAUAAUCCCCUCGUAUCUCUACACAUUGUAAAAUUGGAUAACCCCACGACCGUUCGACAAAUCACUUACCCAGCUGGACAAGAUCCACAGUUACAAUACUACAUCGCCACCAUCACGUGGGCUACGGCGAAUCGAGUUAUUAUUCAAAAUUUCAAUCGACAUCAAAACCGAACCGUUUGGAACUUUUGCAACGCCGAUGAUGGUACUUGCGCUGAGGUGGCCGACAAAUCGGCGGACAACCCGGUCGGCUGGUGGGACCCUCAUCGCCCCACGGUUUCCCGUGAUGGAUCCAAAUUCCUCACCUUUGUAAACGCUCACCAGGAUACGGACCCAUUUCAAAGGUCGUAUCGACACAUCGCGUCACUAAAUUCGGUAGGGCCCAAUCCAGAAGUGCCGACCUUAACGGACGGUGCUUUCCAUGUGGAUUCCAUCCUCGGCUGGGAUGAGGCGAAUGAUAGAUUAUACUUUUCCGGAACUGGCCUCCCCUCGCCGUUGGGUAACCCGAGCGAGCGACAUGCGUAUUACGUUGCCCUGAGCGGGCCAAAUUUGACACCGCAAUGUUUCACUUGCGCCCUUCGUAACGGAUUCGAUGAGGAAUGCCAUUCCCACUCGGUCUCCCUCAGCGCUAAUUUCAAAUUUUACAUGCACACCUGUCGAGGACCUGGUGUUCCCGAGGUCACCACGAGAUUCACUUCGAACCACACCGUCGCCCACACGUGGAAUAACAACGCCGCAGUGAGAGCACGCCUCGAAACGAAAUUGCUUCCAUCCGUGACUGAAAUGGAGGUUGACGUCGCAGGUGGUUUCAAGGCCAAAGUGAGACUCCUUCUUCCGCCAAAUUUCGAUGCAGCUAAAAAAUAUCCUAUGAUGGUCGAUGUGUAUGGUGGCCCAGAUUCGCAAGCAAUCACGCAAGAUUACGGGAUCAAUUGGGGCUACUAUCUGGCCAGUUCGAGAGGCGUGAUUUAUGCAAAGAUUGAUGGGCGUGGGUCCGCCAGACAGUCGGCCGAACAGAAGUUUGCUGUCUAUAGAAAUUUGGGCUCGGCUGAGGUAGAGGAUCAGAUUUCUGUGGCCAGGCACCUUAUCACCUUGGGAUACAUUGACCCUGAGAAGACUGCGAUCUGGGGAUGGUCCUACGGCGGUUAUGCCACCGCAAUGGCGCUCGGGAAGGACAGUGGGAACGUGUUCAAAUGUGGAAUUUCUGUAGCUCCUGUCUCCAGUUGGUUAUACUAUGAUACGAUUUACACCGAGCGAUACAUGGGACUUCCAUCGGCUGAGGAUAAUUGGGCGGGUUACAACCAAUCCUCCGUCAUGGCUCAUUUGACGGGAAUUGCUAACAAGGAGUUUCUUUUAAUUCAUGGUAACGCGGAUGACAACGUUCACUACCAGAACUCCAUGAUGCUAGCAAGAGCCCUCGAGCAGGCAGAUAUCUUAUUCGAAUCGUUGAGCUAUCCUGAGGAAAACCACAACAUUAAUGGACCUGGGAUGCGGCUACACUUGUACCACUCUAUCGAGCACUUUUUAACCAGGGAUACAUGCUUCGGCGAACUUGGAAACCCUGGAGAAGAAGGGACCACGACUAGCACACCACCUGUUACUGGGACUGGCUCGACCGAUCCAGGGACCGGUAGCACAGAAGGAUCAACUCGGGCUGGAGCAUCGAGCAACCACGGGUUGACUUAUCUAAUUCUAGUACCGCUUAUCGGUUUUGUUAAAGAAUGGUAAACUAUUAAAAAAAUUAUAAGAAUGUGUAGAUUUGAAAAGAAAAGGUUUAAAUUAGUAAUUUGAACAAUUCUUAAUUUGUCGGGUUUUCUGGAAUAAAAAACGUUGCAAUUAAAAAAAGUGCCGAAUAUGUAAA